Brachypodium distachyon (stiff brome) is the source of this 1653-nucleotide messenger RNA. Its product is annotated as probable carboxylesterase 12. Gene Ontology annotation, molecular function: hydrolase activity. The record is from RefSeq and is a predicted model, not a curated record. The transcript has a single exon. Lineage: Eukaryota; Viridiplantae; Streptophyta; Magnoliopsida; Poales; Poaceae. The coding region runs from base 169 to 1389 and encodes 406 amino acids.
AGAUUAAACUCGGACUCAGGUGACCUGGAGAGUGGACCAUUGCGUGAAGCUGGGCGGUUGACUUGUCGUUCAAGGGCUCAGAGCCCGUGUGUAGUCAGGUGGACGCGGCUCUCUCUGUACAUAUAUAGCUGGUGAAUUGGUGAUCCUGAAUGGCAGGACCUUAUCACCAUGCGCGCGCGAGCACAAAGGCUUAUCUGUUCGUCUGUUAAUACACCAAUGCCCUUCUUCUCCAUGGCCAUCAGGAGCGGAGCUAACAUUUGGGCUGGCUGGGCGGCCACCCAACCUUACCGGCGACUAGCAGCACAUCGUAGAAGCUUACUCCAACUACCAUACUUAUCUUUCAGAUUUUCGCCACAAAUAAAAUGCCCAGGUGUCUGGAGAUCGAGAGCCCGUUCUUCUACCUCCCACGAUAACGGAGCUCCUCCGGUAACUGCAACGGAACCUGAAGCACAAGACGAGGUGCUGCUAGAGUCUCCGGCGCAGUUCCGCAUCUACAAGAGCGGGAAGAUAGACCGCCUAAACGAACGGACUCUCUCGCCCACUGGCCUGGACGAGGCCACCGGCGUCACCUCCAAGGACGUCGUCCUCGACGCAGACACCGGCGUCUCCGUCCGCCUUUACCUUCCCAUGCUCAAAGAACCGGCGGCCUCCACGAAGCUCCCGGUCCUCGUCUACUUCCACGGCGGCGCUUUCCUCAUCGGGUCGGCCGGCGACGCCACGUACCACAGCUACGUCAACGCGCUCGCCGCGGCGGCGGGCGUCCUCGUGGUGUCCGCGGACUACCGCCUCGCCCCGGAGCACCCGCUCCCCGCGGCCUACGACGAUUCAUGGGCCGCCCUCCAAUGGGCCGCCGUGUCCGCGCAGGACGACUGGAUUACCCAAUACGGGGACACGUCCCGGCUGUUCCUCGCCGGCGACAGCGCCGGUGCCAACAUCGUGCACGACAUGCUCAUGAGGGCGGCCUCCGACAACGACGGCGGUGAGCCAAGAAUCGAGGGCGCGAUACUGCUGCACCCGUGGUUCAGCGGGAGCACGGCGAUCGAGGGGGAGCCCCCGGCCGCGGCCAUGAUCACGGGGAUGCUUUGGUCCUACGCGUGCCCGGGAGCAGUUGGCGGCGCGGACGACCCGAGGAUGAACCCGCUGGCGCCGGGCGCGCCGGCGCUGGAGAAGCUCGGGUGCGUGAGGAUGCUCGUCACGGCGGGGCUCAAGGACGGGCUCGCCGCGCGGGACCGCGCGUACUACGACGCGUUGGUCGCCAGCGGGUGGCGCGGGGACGCGGCGUGGCUGGAGUCGGAGGGGGAAGGUCACGUCUUCUUCCUGGAAAAGCCCGGGUGCGAGAAUGCCAAGCAGCUCAUGGACCGCGUCGUUGCGUUCAUAGCCGGGUCCUGAAUGCCUGCCUGAUCGAGUUGAUCACUUGAUCUGCGUGAGAGCGGGGUGAAUAAAAAUAGGCCAUGGCGGAUCGGAUGUAAGCUUUUCUUUGAACUAGCAGCAGGAACCCGUGCAUUGCGCGCGGACUUUUAUAUGCUGCUGUAUUUAUGCCUUCUGCGUAUCUAUUUUUUCAGAAAGAUUUCUGCGUAUCUAUCCGGAUGUGGUUAUGUCUCAGUGGUCCUGUUUUUAAGGAAUGGUUUAAAUCUAGUCGACGCGUUGGAUUAA